GUGAUUGUUUUCUGAACGCUGCUGAAACAUGUGCAAUAUUAUCUGAGCUGUGAUUAUAUUCACAUUGCUGUGUGUAUUUGAAGUAACCUGGAGAAUUGGUGACGAGUGUUGUGGUGGAUCUGUGACUACAGCAGCCUAAUCAUUUUAAAAUGUCCUCCAAGCUGUGCCUGUGCGCGUUGCUGCUGGUACCCCUGAUAUGCCAAGCAAAUCAAGGUAUGCCCUAUUCACGUGAUGUGGGGACUCAGCAUUGCUGGGUAUGUGGUGGAUAUUGUGCCAAGGAAUGCAAACAUUUCACACCCUCAACUGAGUGCACAUGUUCGGAUACGGAUAUGACUUGUUGCAGUGGUGAAGGUUUUGGCGGGAACUUGUGUAAAGAAGAAUGUGGUGGAAAAUGUCAGAUUGCAGGAUGUAGGGAAAACGAAGUGAAAUCGUCCGAAAUUGAAUGCAAUGUCGACUGUAGAAAACUACCUAUCGCAGAUGUCGAUGUCAUGUGUUGCGUGCCGAAAUCUGACUAUGAAGAAGUGUAACGAAAGUGUUGCAAUUUACUGAAACUAUAUGUACAAGCUGACUUCCAUUUAGUUAAUUUGAAUUUUCCGACUACUUAUUGAAUAAAGAGCCUGAUAACUAGCUAAUAA
Saccoglossus kowalevskii is the source of this 635-nucleotide messenger RNA. RefSeq lists its product as uncharacterized. NCBI's taxonomy places the organism in Eukaryota, Metazoa, Hemichordata, Enteropneusta, Harrimaniidae. The record is from RefSeq and is a predicted model, not a curated record.